UUGUCCCCAGAACGCGCACCGUGUUUCCCCCCAAACCUAUGAAAAGCGCGCCGGUGUGUGUAUGUGCGCGCGCGCUGGUGGCGGUGCUGGGUGCAAUAGUGUAUGUGUUGCUGUUUGCAUGUGUAUGUGCGCUCGGUGCACAAGACUCCUCGCAGCGCUCGCCGGCCGUAGUCGCGUUUUAGUUUAGUUAGUUAGUGCCAGACGUACCGAGCAUCGCGUACGGAACGAACGAAACAAACGCACGCACGGAAAACGCAGAAACGAGAAACGCGCGACCAAUACACAUAAAUAAGGAAUUCGCAUCACGCUCGCGACGGCAAAAAAAAUUUACGAAUCAAAGUGCAAUUUUGUGGAUAUUUUUUAAUUCUUUAAGUUUUUGCGCGUUGCUCUACGCACUUUACUAGUCGGGCAACAAAAGAAUGCGAGAAAUAAUUUAGUUGGGAUUGGAAUUAAUUCGAUGGUGUCGUGAAAAAUAGUGGUGCGAAUAGGAGCGAAAAGAAAAAUUGGAGGAUGCGCGCCCGUGUGCCGAAAUGGUGCGGCAUCGUCGUGCUGCCACCGUUGCCGCCGUCGCCGCCCGCAGCCGCCACCACCGCCGCCGCCACCCGUCGUCGUCGGUCCUCCGUCGUCCGGCGGCCGUCGACGUCUAGUUAGUUUCGUAAUUUUUUAGUGCGCGCAUCGUCGACGCUCCGAACAAAUCAUUCUAGAAUCAAAAACAACAACAAAACAUUCUAGAAUAAAAAAACAAACGAUAUACAAAGACAUUUAAAAUCCAAAAAACAAAGAAGCAAAGAACAUCAAAUCGACGUGCGUUUAUGGGACUUUUGUUUGAUUUUAUUGUGGCGUGCGCGUUGUUGAAAGAAAAUUGUGAUAAAAAAAUUUUAAGUUAAGUUUUCGCGGAUGCACUCACGCACGCAGUUGCAGUUUGCUCGUUGUGUGGUGUGCGAUAUCGCGACGAGCGGCGUGACCGUGAACUAAAUUCCGCACGCCGCAAAACCCGCGCCGCACGACCGAAAGUGAAACGCAGCCGGCCAGCCGAGUGCGCUCCGGUUGCAAUUUCGGCAGUGCUGCCAACAACACACACACACACCAACCACUCAGUCACACAAACACACACGCACGUGGAUUUGCAAACACGUGCAUGUGCUGUGCGAAACGCGCGUUUUGGCCCUUGGACAACAUCGUUUACGUUGCGACUUGCGACCUCAGUGGAUAAACAGUGAAGCAAACAUUACAAACAACAACAAAAUAAACUCUUACCAAAAAACAAGGACUAACAAAUACAAUCAUUUACAGUGUGACCACAUUGGUUUUGAUUUUGUGCGGAUUAAUUCAAGUUGUCAAGUCGCGUUUUCGUUUUUCGUUUCCGGAUGUGUUGUUCCUGGGUGGGCGGUUAGUGUGUGAUGCACGUUGCGGCGCCGGCGUUGCCAAGAAAAGUGAAGCGAUGGGCAAGCUGCGUGCACGCGCCGCUUCGCCGUUGGACCAGCAGCCGCCGACGACGCCAUCCAUCGCAGCGAUCACCCGAACAGCGUCUUCGACUCCUUCUUCAUCGGCAGGAUUUUGUGUUUCGCCAUUGUCGCUGGGAUUUUUCGCGCAGCAGCAAUCAGCACGUGCACCCGCAGUGAGUUUCGUUCGUCACGCCGCGCCGCGAAAAAAUGGCGGACUGUUCCUACUCGCGAUGCAUACAACAGCGACGCAAUAUUAAACGGGAACUUCAGCGAUGGACAAAAAAUAUGGUGUACAUAGUCGGGUUGGAAAGGAUUGCUGAGGACUUGAUGGGGAAGAGGAAAUGGAAGCUGUACCAAGACUCGAUGCAACAAAGAAACUACUUGCAGCCAUUGAACAACAACGUGAAGAAGCAGCAGAGCCAGAGCGAGGAGGACGAAGAGGCGAAGCGCCAGCAGCCGCAGGAGCAGGAUACUCGCGCGUCACCAGCGCUCUCGCCCUUGCCCGCCGCCGCCCCCGAAGCGGGCGGUGCCGACGACGCACCACCGCCGGCCGAGAACGGCGACGCCAACCACCACCGCGACGACGAGGCCGACGCGGAGGACGAGUACAAGGUCAAGGACUGGUCGCCGACAAGCAAGUGCAUGUUUUGCGUCGACGGCAAACUGGAUGAACACAACAAUCACGGGGCUUUGAGUCCCCGUCCGAGUGACUCGGAAUCAAGCGACGCUGCCAGCGACGCCGAAACGGCGCCGACGCUGACACCGACGACGCACUCGACGCUGCUGAGCAACCAUCAGCGGCGUGCGAGCGGCGGCGGCGGAAUGACCGCGCUAGAAACACAGAUGGUGGCGAUGGCCGCGGCGGCGGCACUGAGUGGUGGUGUCGCUGGAACCGGUGCUCAAGGCCAAGUUCCGUCUGCCUAUUAUGGACCGCUUGGUCCCACCUGGUUGCUCUCGAUGUCCCGGAGUCUGCAUCAGGCGGCCACUGCUGCCGCCGCCGGCGGCCAAGAGGAUAAACCCGCCGGCGGUGAGCAGCCGCUUGAUCUCAGCUCGAAAGCGGGUAGCGGCGAUUCAACGCCUACCGAUACGCCCCGGCACAAUCCCAAUGCCGCCCCCUUACGGCUAUCUACUUUGGACAACAAACAUUUAUUCAAUUCUGAUUUUAGAGCAAAGCCGAGGAUGCCGGCGGUAGGAGGGCGGCGGACGUACACCGAGGAGGAGCUGCAGGCGGCGCUGCGCGACAUUCAGUCGGGCAAGCUGGGCACGCGGCGCGCCGCCGUCAUCUACGGCAUACCGCGGUCGACGCUGCGCAAUAAGGUAUACAAAUUAGCGCUGGAGCGCGAGCGUGACGCGCAUCUAACAUCCGCUGCUUCUUUGAAGCUGACCGACGAGGAGGAGGCGACGGACAUGGACGACAAGGAGCUCUCCGGCGCCGAGGAGGAGAAGGAGGUGGAGAAGGCGCUUGAGGGUCCGCUGCUCUCCUACGAUGAUCUGCUCACAUCCGAUCCGUUGAAAGCGCUGCUCACCAAGCAGAUGGGCGGUGGUGGCGGAGCCGGUAGCGACGACGAACAAAACGUGGCGGCUGCUGCUUUUGGCCCGCAUAUUCAGGCGUUAUUGUUACGUAGCCUCAUCGGCUCCAAAAUGCACGAUGGAGGCGGGGUGGAGGAGAUCCGCUGCCCGGUGAUGAAGCGCCUCUUUGCACAAGACUUUCUCAACGACCAGCUUAAAUUGCAGCUGGCGGCGCAGGCAGCACAUGUGCAUGCGCAGAGCAACGGCGACCUCGUGGAGAAGAUCGCGCGUGAACGCGACCGCCCCAGCCCGUCCAACUCGGUGAAUCGCAAGCGCGACCGAGACCGCGACUCCGACUCCGAGACGGAGGACUCCGGCUCGAAUGUGAUACUUAAGAUUCCGUCCUUCAGGCCCACCUCGACGGGCAGCAAGAAUGGCGGUGGUGGAGGCGGUGGAAGUGGUGAUUACUCUGCGGGUAGUAUGGCGUCGCCUUCGGUUACGAGCGACUCCACAUCGCCGCCCAUAGCGCUGCCGCUGCCCGGCCGCGGACUCUACCAGAAGGACGUCAAGGACCUGAUAGCCAAAAGCAUAAGCCAAAAAUUCCAACAGAGCCCCGAGCCACCUCAAGGCUCUGCCCAACAACAACAACUCCCCGGGAUGCGCAAUCCAAUAUUAGACUAUGAUCUGAUCAGAAAAGGCGGACGGUUUACUCCACCUCUCGGAGGUGGCAUUUCUGUAAUUAAGAGCGCGCAGGAACCUAGGGUACCAUAUCAAGGCGUGCAUCAUGGCCACCACCAACAGAGUUCGCACGCGCACGGGCCACACAGCCACGGCCAGAACGCGCAAAAGUCCCAAAAUUCGAAUUCAGGAGGUGGCGGAGGAGGUAGUAGCGGCGGAGGCGGAAAAGGUACCCGCCCUAAGCGAGGCAAGUAUCGCAAUUACGAUCGCGAUUCAUUGGUAGAGGCGGUGAGGGCGGUGCAACGUGGCGAGAUGUCUGUACAUCGUGCUGGUAGCUAUUACGGCGUGCCACACUCGACACUGGAAUAUAAAGUGAAAGAACGCCAUCUGAUGAGGCCACGCAAACGUGAUCCCAAACCCAAUCCAGUUGAUGAAAAAAUUGCCUCAUUGAAGCAGAAUGAUCUACGGAAUGCUGCCGCCGCCGCAGCUGCGGCUAAUGAAAAAAUGAAGGCUGCAGCGGCGGCGGGGAUAAAACCAGGUCCAGGGGCCGGUAAAUUUUCACCUGUUUCUCCGAACGGUAUUAAACUGCCCAUGUAUGACCCUGCCUUGGGACCAUUGGGAUACAACACCCAUCCAUUUCCCUUCUGGCCACACGCCGCCAGCUACCCUCACCUUCCGCUUGACUAUGGCCGACCUACGGGCGCGGCUGCGGCGGCAGUAGCGGCAGCUGCCGCCUUUCCCGCCACUAAUCACGACCAAUUGUAUGCGUCACAAAUGAUUCAGAAACUGCAUGAAGAGUCGCGUUCGUUUAUCAACCCGCCUGCAGGGGGACCCAUCCAACCACCCGGCGGGGCUAACAUGAGUAAGUCCACGCGUCAAAUGGCGGAAUCUCUUUUAGACCCAGCUGAAAGCAAUGGUCUUUUGGAUGGUAUCAUCCGCUCUAGUUUGGAAUCCGGUGUGCCAGGCGAUGAUAAAAAGGAAGACAGUAAUGUGAAACCUCAGAAUAUGUCCAAUAAAACAUUGUUAGACCAACUGUGUCGUAAUAGUCGGCUUGCUCCACUGUCAAAAUUCGCCAAUGAACAUCACCAUGAGUCACGUAAGAAAGAAAACGGCGAUGGAGAUAUGGCAUGUUCUCCCGAGGACGAUAAUGAUCCCGUAGAGUACAAACCUGAUAUUACUACGAUUGAACUGUCGAAUGACUCAAACGACUCAAAGACGAACAAUAACGGAGCCACGGAAGAGAAUGGCCGGCAAGAUGGUGGACAUUCACCACUUGCGACAACCGCGCCAGCGGUGAUACCCCGACCGGGGAUGAUCUACCUGAAGCAGGAGCUCACCAAGCCGGAGAACCUCAAGCCCGAGAUGCUGGUGCGCUUCCACGAUGCGCCGCGCAACGGCGUCGGCAUAGGGGACGAUGCAAGCGCCUCCGAGACGGAGACACACGACUGACGUCGGCUCGCGUUCGGCAGGCAUCCGGUGCUGCAUCACUAGCGCCUUUUGUGCGCGACUGGCCGAACCAAGUUGGACUCGACGCGUCGCCAGUUGAACGUGUGCGGCGGUCGGGUUUAGAGACACGUAAACUUAAACGCGUAAAGUAAACAAGAAAACAAAUGGUCCACAAAUUUAUCUUAUAAUAAAAAACAAACCGAACUGUACAAAGCAAGCGGGUUAAACUACACACGCAUACACAGAGUGGUGGUGGUGUUGGUGUUUGACAAGGUAUGGCAAUGAUGAUGACGGAAAUUGGGUGAUUUUUCACAAGUCCAACUACACUUUUUCACGCACACACAUACACAACAAACAUAAAGCAUCAAAGCAGUAACGAAACAACUUUCUGACGUGUUAAACAAAGCAGACGGACGAUAAAAAUGGUAUCGUAUGUAUUCGGUGUUUUUGCAUUACAUUUUAUCGCGAACCCACAUUUUCAAAGAGCAUUUUAAACAAUGUGCAUUUAUAUAAACAAAACGUAACGAUGUGUGUGUAUAUUCUAUCCUCUAAACAAAAACAGUAUACCCACGUCUGUGUUUCUCUGUUUCGAUGUCUCGGCAUGUUCAUAUUAUAUACAAUGCGCCAAAAUAAAUUUAUCACUAAAACUAAAAUUAUACAAAAAAAUAUAUAUAAAUUAAUGCGUAACACGUACGUGCGUACCAAAAAAAUUCAAUCGGUGUGUAUUCUCUGUGUGUGUCUUCAACGUUCGCGUAUACCUCAUCAAAGAUCUGUAAAAAUAAAACUACAUAUUUGUAAAUGUUGCAUCUCAUACGUUCGACUCGCGUGUUUGACUGCUUUGAUGUUAACACACCAACAAACUGAAACAAAUUACAAACAAAGUGGAGGUGAUUUUAAAAUGGCGUAUACAUAACUAUUAGCUAUGAGAUGGCGCUGCAUGCGUGUAAGAAAAGUGAUUUAUUGUUCUCGCCGCAUUGAAAUAGAUUCACUUUGUUGGAGAACUUGUGAAAACCCAAGGUGAAAAUAAAACACACAAAACACACGAACUGCGAGCGGCAGUUGUUAUUAACAUUCGAAAAUAUGAUAAAAUAUGGAAAAAAUUAUAUCUAUCUGUGAUUUAUUCAAAAUUUUUGAUGUAUAUUUUCUCUAAGAAACAAAAAAGUAUCUAUUAUAUUAUUAUUGAGUAACUAUUAAGGAAAAUGCAGAAAAAAAUUAAUAUUGAUAAUACGAUAUGAUAUGAUAUUGAUUAUUAAGUGUAGGUGAAGGGACGAAGAUGAAAUUUUCGAAUCGGUUCGUGGUUCGCGAAAAAAAUUAGCGUUUAGGAUGUGGAAAAAAUAUUAAAUAUCAAAACCAAAAGAAGAGAUGAUGAUGAAAUUUAUAUGUAUAAAAUUAUAAAACUUUACAAUGUGAGUCUCAUUGGUGCAUAAAUAAUUAUUCGGCUUGCAAAUAACAAGUGUCGGUGUUGAAACUAUAUUUAUCUAUAAUGCAAAUUUACUUAAAAACAAACACACACAAAAAUGCGAUUUCUCUCGGUGCAUAACAUGAAUUUUUGCAAGAAACUUUCAAAUUUCCCUACAGCUAUAGAAAAUCUAAAAGAUCAAAGAAAAACUCUAAUUACCGUGGUAAGUGUGAUGUGUUCGCAUUCGCAUUCUUGUAAAUUUUGUUGGAUUUGAUUUCUAUCGUUCAGCGUGUGCGUGUUUAUUCCAUUUUUCAAGUUUUCGAUGAGAAAAAAUGACAAAGAAGUGCAAUUAGACGAUUAUAUACAUAACAUAUAUAUUUACAUCAAUAUUAAUUAGUGUAUAAGAGUAUAUUUAACGAGAUAUUAUAUAUUUGAAGAAACUAUGAAGAACCUAUGCGACGCACGAAACUGAUGACGCGGACUAAAAAAUUUCACUAAAAUGUUGUUUGUUCGAAACCGUAGCUAAAAGAAAAGAAGAAAAAGGUGUGGCGAUUCAAAGGAACUUAUUAAAUGUAUUUUGUUGUUUCUCGAGAGAUAAAAGAUUGAUAAGACAAGUCAUCAAAAUGCUCAAUUCACUUCAAAAACAUGUUUUUGAUUGAAUUUGGUUUCGAUGAACUUGUAAGACAUUGAUAGGUAGGAUUAAUUUAUGAAAAGAUGAAGAAUCAAAAUAUGAAACCAAAAGAUUUAUUUUGCACAGAUACAAUUUUGUCAGUUUUGUUUGAAUAUUUUGUAGUCCGAUACAAAUCAAAGCCGAUCGCACUCAUGCAAAACCCACACAACCACAUACAAAACAUGCAGGACGAAAUCAACCGACAAACCGAACCGAAACCGACAGUCGAUUUUGCAAUUUGCAACAACAACUUGUUGCGCCCCCAAAGCCAGGGGCGCAACGGGACAGGCCCAAAUCCGGAUAGAAUAGUAUUAUCAUACCCAAAAACAAACAAUAUCACAACAAUAUCAAACCAACCCGCUGAAAUUCAAUAAACAGGAUAAACACACACGAAAAAAGUGAACAGACAAAAGAACCGUAAACGUAAAUAGUUCGUAGUUACAGUUAUCGAAUAAUUAGUUAUCACAGGCUAGGUAUCAAUGUAGACACAUCAACGUAGGUAACAAUAUUUAGAUUACAAAACAACUGAUGAAAACACACACAUACACACUCACAAAACAAAUAAAAUCAAAAUAGAACUUAACCUCAAUUAUUAACUACUACGAUAGAUUAUGGCAAGUUGAAUGAAAUGGCAGGCGUGUGCAACGUUGUUGUAGACUUGUAGACUAAUGUGUCUAUGGAUUUUUUGAAUUUUAACGAUUUUAAAAUGCUAAACAAAUGCUACACAACUCUAAAAACAUAACUAAAACAACACACUUAACCAGUACAUAUUUUAAGUUGGACCAAUAUUUCUCUAUAAAAUAGAUAUUUAUCUAUCUCGUAAGUUGUAAGUAAAGUCUAAGUAAUUUAAAAGAAACAAAACACACAUACACACACACCUCACACACACUAUAUCAUAUGAUAAAUGCUGACAGUUGAAGUAAAGAUUACGAAAACGUAAACGGAAAUGAGAAAAAUUGUAUAUCACUGAAAUUCAACUUCACUCUUCAAGUUUUGCAUCAAAGAUAGGCAUUUGGAAGAAUUUAAACAUAUCGUUUUUCGAAUGGAUUUAGACAAACAUGACUUACCCUCAAAUCAAAGUUAUUACAGUACUUCUAUACUCAUAUUUAUUGGCAUAUUAGAAGCUAAUGAGCACACAAUCAAAACAUAGAAUCAAACAAACCAAGGUGUUAAUUUAUUCAAUUUUCAUUUUCAUUGUGUGGCUAAAUCCAUGAGAACAUAACCAAAAACAUUCCAACCAGACAUGUGCCAGAUUUUUACAAUUAUUUUUAAAUUCACGUUUCCAAUUUUAACGCAUUGUAUUUAUUGUCAAAACAUUUCCAAUAUUGCAAUUAUCAUUCUCUCCUCGUGGUCCAAAACAAAAGAAAACUAAGCGACACACAUACACUGAGUAUACGCAAAAAAGACGACUAAUAACAGUUAAAAUAUGAUAAAACAUUAGGAGGUUAUGAACAUUUAAAGAAAUUGCGGUAAAAAAUUUAAACAAAUCGCCUUUUUGCAUAUUUAUUGAGAGAAUUUAUGUACGAAAAGUAAACUAAUGUGAGAAUAGCCAAAAAAUACGAACAUGAAAUGUUGAGAACUUUACAAAAUUUUACAAAAAUUUUAACACUAAAAAAAUUCAUCCAUUUCAAAUGGUUAUAAAACAUUUUAAAUGAAAUUAUUGUUUUCAAAUUGGACCAAAUUUUACGUUUUAUGUUUGAUGUUUUUAAUUUUAUGUUUGUGAAUCUAAGUAAUUGAAAUUCGUACCUUAAACGUAUAUCUAUAUUUUAUUCGUAUUACGUUUAGUUAUUAUUAAUUUUAAGUUGCAAACGAGUAAUUGAAUGUGCAUUUAAUUGAACAUUAAUUUUGUAUCCCAUGCAUAUUUGAUUAUCAUUAUUAUUUUAUUUGUAUUUUACGGAGUUUUUAUUUUAUUCUAUGUUAGUAAUUAAUGCGAAAUUAUUCUAUUGUUUUAAUUUAAGUGAUUAUUCUAUGAUACGUAUGAACGCGUCUGGGAAAGAAAUUUGCAGCAAUGAAAUAAAACACGUUUACAUAAAUCAAUUAAAUACAAUAAACACGUAAUUAUGCUAGACUAUAAUAAUUAGGCUGGCAGUGGCUAAACGUGUUCGAUUUUAUUCGCUUCAAUUUCGAGCGCGAUUAAUAAUUUGCUCGAUUUAUUACGUCUUUAUUAUUAUUGUCAAUGAAUUAAUUAGUUCGUAGCGUAGUAGUGUAUAUGUGUAGGUGUAAACUUAUUUUGUCUAUAAUUGUUCAUAUUUUAUAUUUUUUACAUGAUCCGCAUUUAUUUUGUGUUUUUGUGUAUUAUUCACAUGAUUUUUUAUUAUUGAAUUGAUGACUCUAUGACUAUAAUAUUAUCAUUCCAUAAAAUUUUCAAUUUAA
This is a messenger RNA of Dalotia coriaria, 9520 nucleotides long. It is a transcript of the gene Eip93F, whose product is annotated as Ecdysone-induced protein 93F. NCBI's taxonomy places the organism in Eukaryota, Metazoa, Arthropoda, Insecta, Coleoptera, Staphylinidae. The record is from RefSeq and is a predicted model, not a curated record. Gene Ontology annotation, cellular component: nucleus. Gene Ontology annotation, molecular function: DNA binding. Gene Ontology annotation, biological process: regulation of transcription by RNA polymerase II.